Messenger RNA from Babjeviella inositovora NRRL Y-12698, 1921 nucleotides. Its product is annotated as pepsin-like aspartic protease. NCBI's taxonomy places the organism in Eukaryota, Fungi, Ascomycota, Pichiomycetes, Serinales. Gene Ontology annotation, biological process: proteolysis. The transcript has a single exon. The record is from RefSeq and is a predicted model, not a curated record. The coding region runs from base 367 to 1872 and encodes 501 amino acids. Gene Ontology annotation, molecular function: aspartic-type endopeptidase activity.
AAGCUCAUCGUAAUACCUUACUAAUCUGAUCCAAUCAUCCGGAUUCUUUCUGCCAGCCACAUAUUCUCCAGACUCGCCAGUUUCUCGCUUCGUCUCUGGAACAUGCACAACGAAGGCAACUUUUUCCCAAACAGGCGGAGUAUCCGGCAUCUUAAUGCAACAAUAGCAUGGGAGAAGCUUCUUGUCGCUAUGUGCCGGAAAAGGCUGUGCGCUUUCCCACCCCUCAAGGCUUAGCUGCUGAAAAGUGCUUUGCUGUCACGGUAUUUUGAAAACGUUCGGCCUCCGCUACAUCGCUUAUAAGCCUGGGUCCUCGCUGCAGCCGGUCUUUCCUCUCGGUCAUUCCCGUAUUUAGAUCUUCCUUAUAUCAUGAAGUUAUCCAAUCCAGUGCUUUUAUCCGUCGCCUUGGCGUUGCCUGCCAACACGGCCGCCACUCCAGGGGUGUUCAAGGUGGACUUCAACGUCCACAGAGGGUCGUCGGUCGACUCUGCCGAGCAUGGGGCGUCUGCCCAUUUUUCCAAGAGAGAAGUUAAUGGAGUGGAAACGGUUCAGCUUGUCAAUGAAAACUCCUUCUACUUGGCCAACUUGUCUCUUGGGUCUAACAGUCAGAAAGUAGGGGUUCUUAUGGAUACUGGUUCGUCCGAUUUGUGGGUUACGGGUAGCGAUAACUCGUUCUGCGAAACUGGCACUGCCAAGCGUGACUUGAGGAGAAAACGAGAUGCAAGUGGGGACGCAAGUGAAGACUUCAAUUGCGGCAUUUACGGGACUUUUGACAAGUCCACGUCGACCUCUUUCAAGAGUAACAACACCGAUUUUUUCACCCAGUAUGGGGACUUCACAUUUGCAUCCGGUGUAUGGGGCUACGAUACGGUUUCCAUUGGGUCCUUAACCGUUGAAAACAUGUCUUUUGCGGUCGCUAACCAGUCCAACUCGACCAUGGGAGUCCUUGGGAUCGGGUUUGCCAGUUUGGAGACCACCUACUCCUCCGCCAUGUCGGAAGAAGAUCCGUACACGUACGAAAACUUUCCGAUGAAGUUGAAGAGCGAGGGACUCAUCGAGAAGAACAUCUACUCGUUGUAUCUUAAUCAGCUGAGUGCCUCCUACGGGUCCGUGUUGUUUGGCGGUGUGGACCACUCCAAGUACAUUGGUAGCUUGGUCACCGUGCCGGUCAUUAACCCGUCCUCCGAUUUACUUAUGUCUCCAUGGCAGACCCAAAUCACGCUCGACUCUGUUUCUUACGAAGGCAAGACCCUUCUGUUUGAUUCUACCAUUGCGUUGUUGGACUCCGGAACCAGUUUAUCACAGCUUCCAUCGUCCAUAGUCAGUGCUGCUGUCUCAACCUUGGGCUUGUCGUUUAGCAAUGAAAUCGGGGCCUACAUUGCGAAAUGCGAUGCCUUUGACGACAAGAGCUUCACCUUCACCUUUGGUAAUGCCAACAUUACCGUCCCAGCCUCCAACUUUUUCGUUAGCUUGACCGACAGUAAUGGUGAUACCAGCAACACCUGCGCCUUCGGAAUGGUCGAAUCCGAGCAGACGGUGCUCGGUGACAGUUUUUUGAGAGCCGCCUACGUGGUGUACGACUUGGAUGAUCACGAGAUUUCCUUGGCCAACGCCAACUUUGGCGAGUCUUCCAACGACGAGAAUAUUGUUGCGGUGGUUUCCACCAUUCCAGACGCCAGCUCCGGUGCCUCUACUGGAACCUCCAACAUUGGCUCAGCCACCAAAGCUGUCAGCGCUACCACCACCGGUAGAUCCUCCUCUUCCUCCACCAAGGCCUCUUCGCUGAAGGACAGUGGUGCCGGCUGUAUCGCCAACCCUGGGAUGUUUGCCAUUGUGGGGUCUGUCUUCGGCUCUGCUCUUUUACUGAUCUUGUAGUUCUUCAUGUUAGCUUGUUGCCGCUUUCAGCGUUUAAUGUUUGGCAUCG